Molecule: messenger RNA, 3071 nt
Organism: Carcharodon carcharias (great white shark)
Lineage: Eukaryota; Metazoa; Chordata; Chondrichthyes; Lamniformes; Lamnidae
Product: XIAP-associated factor 1-like
Exons: 9
Coding region: 438-1442 (334 amino acids)
Source: RefSeq, a predicted model, not a curated record
UUGUUUUCUCACUCUUCGUGUCUAACCUCUCCAUCCCGCUGGGCAUGGUGGCGGGAGGGCACAUUGUAGAGUCACUUGAGUCCUGUGCCUGGUUUAACACCAGGGGUGCAGCAUUGUCAUUGGGAUUGCGCCUAUCCUGCACUAUCUCAGAGCCAGACAGGGAGACACUUUGACCCUCAGAGUCAGCAGCAGCGCUGGGGAAACUCCCUCCAAGUUUGUUUAAAUUUUUGGAUUAACGAGCACCAAGAACUGGAGAAAAUGAAAGUGAAAAUAAAAGUGAAAUAGAGCCCGAGAGAGACUGAGAGAAAGACAGAGAGAGAGAGACUGACGGAGAGAACAGAGAGAGAGAUCCUAAUCUAAAGGUUCUGAUUGUGUGACCAGUGCCUCCAGUGUGUCCCACAGUGCCUCCAGUGUGUCCCACAGUGCAGCUGAGAACGAUGAUGGUGGUGGAGGAUAAGGAGACAGUUUUCUGCAGCAACUGUAAGAAGGAUGUGGCCGCCUCGAAUUAUCCCAUUCACGAGAUUCACUGCAAGCGAUUCAUCCAGCUGUGUCCACUCUGCAAUGAAGCAGUGCCGACAGCAGAGUUACAGGAGCACAGAGAGAGAGAGCACAGACAGGUUCAAUGCUCCCAGUGUCACAAAAAAUUGGAACACUGCAAACUGAAGACUCAUGAGGAUGAAGAAUGCACCGAGCGACUGCUGAGAUGCCGCUUCUGUGAUCUGGAGACUCCAUGUCGCACUUUACCUGAGCAUGAAGAGGCAUGUGGGAGUCGGACUAAUCGCUGCCCAGACUGCAGCAAGUACAUCAUGUACAGAGACCAGGAAUCACAUGAGCAAAGUUGCCCGAGUGUGCAGAACGCAGGACAGGUUUCUGCCUCUCUGACGGGGGAAACCUCCAAAAUUCCAUGCGAGUUCUGCAGAAAGAUGUUUCCUAAAGAUAAGAUCCUACAUCACCAGGAUGGAUGCCAGCCUCUCUCAGGGUUGGUGGAAAGGUUUCGAGCUUCCCUAUGCCAAGACCCUCCACCCUACACCCCCUCUACCUCCUACUCCCACCUCCCCUCUACCUCCUACUCCCACCUCCCCUCUACCUCCUACUCCCACCUCCCCUCUACCUCCUACUCCCACCUCCCCUCUACCUCCUACUCCCACCUCCCCUCUACCUCCUACUCCCACCUCCCCUCUACCUCCUACUCCCACCUUUUUGAUCCCCCUUUCUUUAGCCCCUUGCCCCCUCACCAGCUGGGUGCUCUUCCCCUCUCCUCACCAGGAAGCACCACCUUUGGCGAGAGUGAAGAUUUGGAUGAAAUUGGUUGCUGUCAGAUCUGUGACUGUGCUCUCCCGUUGGAGCUCCUUAAACAACAUGAGAAAAAGUGUCGAUUUUUUGAUCAACAGCGGAAGAAAGGAAUGAGACAAAAACCGAUUAACGAAAGCGACCUCCUUUAAGGGUUACGAUGUGGAACUACGCCGAACACUAUCAGAACUACUCACCAAUUGUAGAACGUGGAAAAACAUUUGUACAAUGCAAAAAAAAGAUGAUGGAAGGUCUAAUGUUCCAUAUUUAAAACCGUAGCUGCAACAUUAGUGAAACUUUUCAUUAUUGAAAGAUGAAGUUGCAGUUGUUAAUUUUGUCCAGAGUGAUUCUAACUCUGUUGCUACUGAAUAGAUUCUGAUCACAAUGUUUUGCAUUCCAAUGCUCCCCUGGUCUGCCUCCCAGCCUCCAUUAACUUCAGCUCAUCUGAAACUCUGCUGCCCCCACCCUAACUCACACUGAGUCUCAUUCACCCGUGACACUCUGCUCACUGACAUACAUUGGCCCCUGGUCUAGCCGCAACUUAAUUUAAAAAUUCUCAACCUCGUGUUCAAAUCCCUCUAUGACACUUCCUACCUUGUAAUCUCCUUCAGCCCCAAGACCCCUCCCCAAGAUCUCAGCGUUCCUCCAAUUCUGGCCUCUCGCAUAUCCCCCACCUUCCUCGCUUUCCUACUGGUAGCUGUGCCUUCAGCUGCCUGGGCCCCAAGCUCUGGAAUUCCCUCCCAAAACCGCUCCACCUCUCUCUCCUCCUUUAAGAUGCUCUUUAAACCUGCUGCUUUGACCAAGCUUUGAUUGUCUGUCCUAAUCUCACCUUGUGUGUCUCAGCAUCACAUUUUAUUUGAUGUUGCUAUGAAGCGCCUUGGGACUUUUCUUCUAUGAUAAAAAUGCUAUAUAAAUACAAGUUGUUGUUUGCCAUUGGACUGACUGAUGUAAGGGGCACUGAAUAAUGGAAAUCUUGAAAUGAAUGUGAAUACUUCCUGCUCUUCCCUAAUCGUUUUAACUGAAGGAUAGACAGGGAUUUGAAUGCCUUUACAAAUUGCAGUGAAGGUAAUGGGGGGAGAAAAGUCAAGAGAAGUCAGACACUUGCCUGGGAUGUAGUAGGUCCAACUGGCGAAUAAUUCUCACCCGAUCUAUAACAUUUCUGGAACUUAAUAUAAUGUGUGAAAAUGUAACCUGUUGAUUGGGCGAAAGUGUUCUUGUGUCUAAGGGACAGUUAGUUUGUUCAGAUAUCUUUGUCAUCUACUUGAUUCCACUUUCUUCAAAGGGGAAAUUAAAUGCGAGCCCAACUUGAAUCCAGCCAUUUCCUGCCAACUGAGGUGGGUUAAAAUGGUGGGGUGGGGACGGGGUUGGUUUUGGAGUGAUUAUGGCAUAAAAGGAGACUCUGUGUCAGAAGAUCAUUGCUGCUUUCAGUGUACCAUUUUUCAUCACUUGUAAUGAGUAAUCCUAAAUUCAAGAGAGGGAGAAAGCUCCAAAUAAAACAGUUCCAGUCCCAUGAUCACUGAAGGAUUUAGAAAGAAUUGAAAAUAGAAGGAAGCUACAAGGAAGUGGAAAUCUGUCCAUGUAGAAUUCAUCGUGUCCUUUGUGUCCUUAGAUCACUAAGAUUUUUUUUCUCUGAAGAAAGAAAUUCAAUCACACCAGGCUAGGACUUUAAGGGAUCUUUAAUAGACAUAAUUUCCUACAUGGAUGAAAAUAUUGUUGGCUGCAUACCUUAUCCUGUGUAUUUUUUAAAGCUAAAUAAAUACAAAUCGUGAUUUUAGCCUGAA